Molecule: messenger RNA, 2354 nt
Organism: Habropoda laboriosa
Lineage: Eukaryota; Metazoa; Arthropoda; Insecta; Hymenoptera; Apidae
Gene: sstn
Exons: 4
Coding region: 75-2309 (744 amino acids)
Biological process (GO): establishment of epithelial cell polarity
Source: RefSeq, a predicted model, not a curated record
GAUACGCCUCGAUUAUAUAAACAUUCCAGUUAAAAUACCUAUAGUGGACAAUAUCCUUAUACUUCGCUAAUAAUAUGGUGAUGGCAGGGAACGAAAGCACUCCUGGAUCUUUAGCAGAAGAUUCACUAUCCACAAGAUUGCAAUGGCUUCGCCAACGUCGGGAAACAUUGCAAGAAAAGCUAGCUCAAAAAAAUAAUGAACUUAAAAAUUUAUGCGUUGAGGAAGCAGAACUAACUGGUAUUUUACCACCAGAAAUUCCAUUAGAACCUGGAGAAAGCCCACCAAUAUUUCGUAAAAGAGUUGGAACUGCAUUUACAUAUCCACAGAAUUUAAUUAAUAAACUGAAAACAAAUGAAGUUGAGGAAUCUGCCUUAGAAUUGGAACGACAAGUUCAACUUGGUAUAGUAGAAGCUGCUUUAGGAAUUGUGAAUGAUCCAACAGAAAGCAAAGCUGUACGCCGUAAACAUAGGCUUGUUUACCAACAAAGUCAGCGUAGACUUCAAGAAUUAGAAGCCCGUUUAAAUUUCAUAAGACAAAGUCGUAGUAAAACGCAUCAUUCGACACAACUUCAACAUCCCAAUAUUUGUAAUGCUCAACCACAUUUACAUGCAAAUGUAAAGCAUAGGACAAAGAAACCUCGGCCACCACUGGAUGGCACUGUAAACGACGUGAGUACGAAAGUUACAAGAGGAUUGCUUCAAGAGAGUGGUGUAAGCUUAAGUCCGUUAGGAUCUGAAGAUAAGUGUAAUACUUAUCCUAGUCACGGAUACGACGAUCAACCGCUAGUAUCUAAUACCUGUAAUCACAAUCAUAUCGGUGCUUAUUGCCCCACAAUUUCUGACCAGCGACAAAGUAUCAAGAUAAUAGAGCAUGAUCAUAAUGAUAAUCAGAAUGUUUACAUACUACCUGAUCAAUAUCGUACGCGAACGUAUUCUCAUGGCAGCGGUGGUUCGCGUACUCAGAAUCACUAUCAAGAUAGCGAACGAAUGUAUCGUCCUCUCCCAACUACGUAUGCCGAAGAUGAAAGACAAUUACGAUAUCGUCAGUUUCAACAACAAGAACCAACCUAUAAUUAUCAACAAUACUCUGACUAUAAACAUUUAGACAAUGACGUCCAGCGAAGAUCUGGUCAAGAAUAUUACGAAAGAGACUUCCGUAUGUUACAUUAUACACACAUACCGGAAUUUCCAAUGUAUCAUAAAAGUAAUUCUCAAUCACAGUGUUUACUAAGACGAGACCGUGACUCUAAUGGAAGUAAAAACUUACGAUAUACAGAUUCGCCGAGUGAAACACAAUUACCAUCAGGUUACUGGAUGCGAUACGAAGAUGAAAUUGUUUGGUGCGCAGAUGAUCAACCUGUUUCAGAUAGAUUUGGUAGUCUAGAUCGAAGGAAACGUAAUGCUGUUCAACACGCUGGUAUUAUUGGUACUGAUAUACAACCACGAUAUCGUACGGUAUCUGUAGGAUGUAACAAAAAUUCUCCUUACAUCGCACCUCAUCAAAAUGCUUCCGUCCAUCUGCUUCCUUUGUCUGAACAACCACCAACUACCAAUAAAAUGUUACUUCGAACGCAAUCUUUAGGUAGCGUCGAGAAAUGGCAUUCGAAUCACUUGCAUGAAUUGCUUGAUAGUAAGGAUACAACGGAUAAUGUUAGUCGGAAGGGAAAAGAAAAGGAAUGGUAUGAAACCUCUUUGGAUUCAGGCACAAGUCCAGGAUCAGAUAUCAAUUUAAUCUCAUCGCACAAAAAUAUUCAUUAUCAAUCUACUUUGCCUGUGUGCUCCAAAUCGUCUACCAGUAGCAACGGCGAAGAUGGAAAAAGUAAUUAUAUUCCUUCAGUAAAUCAUCGUAAAACUGAUAUAAUAACGACUGAAAAUGACCAGCAUUUACAAUCAUUGUCAGCUCGUUAUGAACCAACUCGAAAGAAAGUACUGGAAAUUCCAGCCGAGUCAAAAUCGCCUCAAGAGGCAAACGAGGAGACCAUUAUAUUAGGAUCGUCUCAGAAUUGUACGAUCGUUCAGGCUGGGAAGUAUCAACCAUAUAGAGAAGUUACAAAACCUUUUGAAAUGUCUGAUUUCUAUAAAUAUUCCACUAAAUUUCGUAAGAGAAAUGAAGCAAACGGACAGAAUGUUUCAAAUGAAACACAAGAUGAUUCUCGAGCGGCACACUAUUCUGGAACAAACGAUAUAUUUGGAGAAUCCGAGUCUUCGGAUAUCACACAUAAUGGAUCAAUUGCUAGUUCGGUUCAAAAGAGAAUAUAUCAGCCGGUCCAAAGAAUGACGUGUCAGCCUUAUCUCACGUCAUUAAGAUAAUUUUUGAGUACGUACAGAUUAGAAAUAAUCUAAAAGAAUGGCAUG